Darwinula stevensoni is the source of this 1041-nucleotide messenger RNA. The record is from the annotation of a GenBank genome assembly. Lineage: Eukaryota; Metazoa; Arthropoda; Ostracoda; Podocopida; Darwinulidae.
AUGCAUCAAGGUGUGGGUUACUUGGAAGGAGAUGGAGGGACAAGAAAGGUUCAGUUCCUGAAGUCAAGUAUCUUGCUUAACUGGGAGGAGUACUUUCUCUUGAAUCUGGAGUCCCGCGUUUCAAGCCAAGAAUCCCUUUCAAAAGCUCUGGAGUUCAAUCUGUCAAGUCAGGAGUCCUAUUCAGCAGCUCUGGAGUCCCAUUUGUUAAAUCUGAUGUCCCGUGUGGUUACUCUGGAGUCCAGAUUGUCAGCCGCUGGAGUCAUUGCUGACACUCACCUUUUGGAAUCCCCAACAGCGCUCCUGCUAGUGCUGGUGCUGGUGCUGAUUGCGCUGGUCCUGGUACUGGCCCUUGUCCUUAUUGUUCACUGCAAACGCCUUAAGAAGUUGUUGGACACUUUGAGAAAACCCUCUCUGGGGAAUGAUGAACACAUUCAGGAGAAUGCGGCAAUGCUUCCUUGGUCAUCAGCAACUGCAUCGGGGAUUGAGGAAACGGACACUCCACCCUCAAUGAGUGAGCAAUCGGACACUCCGCCAGAAACCAAAGAGACAGAGGGGGGCAUCAGAUACAGGGGCAGAACAUACGACCGGGAGGAAUACGAAAUCGUGAAGAGAACCAUCUACGCUCAAGCCCAUGGGGAACCAAAGGAAAGCCAACAAGGUGUGGCAUGGGUCAUUCGGAACCGCGCGGAUGCCAAUAAACCAUACUUCGGAGGAAGUCGCUUGAAGAAUGUGUGCCUACAUCCUGGGCAAUUCGCAGAUUGGAAUAGUAAAUUAGACAUUCCCAUCCACGAAAAGCAGGCCUAUGACAGCAUCGACGAAUGGUUGCCCAAUCUCCUCAGAGCACCCAAAGAUGAAGACCUGACCCUUGGCAGCGAUCAUUGCAAUAACCCGGACAUGGAGGGCGUCCCAUCCUGGACCAAAAAUUGCUCUAGAACUGUAAAGUUCGGCAACCUAAAAUUCUACAAGUCCAAUUGACAUCGUUGCUGCCUUUUCUUUCAGUUUGGGUGUUAUCACCAACAACCUGCGCCUAAUAAUGCCUCG